This is a messenger RNA of Panonychus citri (citrus red mite), 1580 nucleotides long. RefSeq names its product UV excision repair protein RAD23 homolog B-like (gene Rad23). Gene Ontology annotation, cellular component: nucleoplasm; cytosol. NCBI's taxonomy places the organism in Eukaryota, Metazoa, Arthropoda, Arachnida, Trombidiformes, Tetranychidae. The transcript is spliced from 5 exons. Gene Ontology annotation, molecular function: ubiquitin binding; damaged DNA binding; polyubiquitin modification-dependent protein binding. The record is from RefSeq and is a predicted model, not a curated record. Gene Ontology annotation, biological process: proteasome-mediated ubiquitin-dependent protein catabolic process; nucleotide-excision repair. Bases 179 to 1270 code for a protein of 363 amino acids.
UUGAGAACAUGUUAAGUUAGAAUAGAAUUGACUUGAAAAUCAUUUUUAUUUCUUUUCAUCAUCAGUUUAAUUUUCUUCAUUUUCUUGUGAAUAGUUUUGUUUAUCGUUAUUAUUUUUCUUUAAUUUCUCUUAUAUUCCAGAGCCUGAUUGUUUAACCAUUUUUAUUACAUGCUUCAAGAUGUUGGUUACUUUGAGGACAUUGAACCAGCAAACAUUCAAAAUUGAGAUUGAUCCUGAAGAAAAGGUCGCUGAUUUGAAGAAGAAAAUUGAAGAAACGAAAGGACCAACAUUCGCAGUGGCUAAUCAGAAAUUGAUUUAUGCAGGGAAAAUUUUGAGUGAUGAUAGUAAGAUUAGUGGAUGUGAAAUCGAUGAGGCCAAAUAUGUUGUCUUGAUGGUUCUCCAACCCAAAGCGGCUCCAACAACAGAAUCGACACCAAGUGCCACUACAAGUGCUCCAAACAAAUCCACUUCUACACCAGCUAUCGGUGCCUCUGGUACUAGUGGUGCAGCUUCAACUGGUACAUCGACAGAAGCGAGUAAAACCUCAGUUAAAAAGGAAACAAGUGGCAAAGAAGGAAAUGUAUCUACUCCCUCUGCCGAAUCAAAUUUAGUUUUAGGAGACCAAUUUGAAGAUAUGAUUAAACAGAUUAUGGAGAUGGGUUAUAAUCGCCCUGAGGUGGAAUUAGCACUUAAAGCCAGUUUCAAUAAUCCGGAAAGAGCUGUCGAAUAUUUAAUUAAUGGAUUACCAUUGGAUGUCGCUGGAAAUGAUAUUAAUGUUCCAGUCGGAGGAAUUGAAUCCAGUGGACCCACACCAAGGACUGAAAAUAUACACGUUGCUUCAUCUGAUUCUAAUCCAUUGGCUUUCCUUCGUACUCAGCCAAUGUUUUUACAGAUGAGACAAAUGAUUCAAGCCGAUCCUUUAUCUCUUUACAGUUUAAUGCAACAAAUUCGUGAAACUAAUCCCACUCUAUACGAUCUAAUUAACCGUAAUCAAGAAACUUUUGUUCGUAUGCUCAAUGAUGAGCCUGGUGGACAAGCUACUGGGGCUGUUCCACCAACUAUAGGCAAUCCAACAAGUGGCGGUGGUGGUGUUAGAGGAAUCGAUCAACUGGUUGGUUCAGUUGAAGUAACUCCCGCAGAUAAAGAAGCCAUUGAUCGGCUGAAAGCUAUGGGAUUCCCUGAAUAUUUGGUAGUUGAAGCCUACUUUUCGUGUGAUAAAAACGAAAACAUGGCUGCAAAUUACCUUCUUUCACAGGGUUAUGAUGAUUAACACUUUUUUUUUGAAAUCAUUGCUUUACUACCCAAAAAGAGAAAUCAGACUCCAUAAUUAGUCGCUAAUCUUUCCUUCAACGCUGCUGGGAAUUGGUCAGCAAAUCGGUUCCAGUUUUCUUCGCCAAUUUGAUUUUUGAACCCAUGGAGAAUCUAAAGUGACGCAGAGGAAGGGAAGAGAUGUCAUCAAAAAGAUUAGAGUUAUUAUUUCAUAUUAAAAAAAAAAUUUAAAACGAAAAAAAAUUUGUGUGAAAAGCAAAUGAUCGAUGAUCAUUGUCAACAAAAAUAAAUAAAUAUGAUUAACAUCGUGA